This is a messenger RNA of Gasterosteus aculeatus aculeatus (three-spined stickleback), 1595 nucleotides long. NCBI's taxonomy places the organism in Eukaryota, Metazoa, Chordata, Actinopteri, Perciformes, Gasterosteidae. The record is from RefSeq and is a predicted model, not a curated record.
GUGGAGAACAUCUUGCUGAACGACCAGGGGAACUACGUGCUGUGUGACUUCGGCAGCUCCACCCACAAGACUCUGCUGCCCCACAAAGACGGAGUGACCGCCGUGGAGGACGAGAUAAAGAAGUACACGACUCUUUCAUAUCGGGCGCCAGAGAUGAUCAACUUGUACGCAGGGAAAGCCAUCACCACUAAGGCGGAUAUAUGGGCUCUUGGCUGCUUGUUGUACAAGCUGUGCUUCUUCGCCCUUCCAUUCGGAGAGAGUCAAGUGGCCAUAUGUGACGGGACCUUCAUCGUUCCAGACAACUCCAAAUUCUCCUCCAAGCUGCACUGUUUGAUCAGGUACCUGCUCGACCCGGAGCCGGAGAACAGACCCGACAUUUACCAAGUGUCCUACUUUGCCUUCCAACUAGCUGGGAAAGACUGUCCGGUGCCAAAUCUCUUUAACUCCCCCAUCCCCACGUCUCUUCCAGAGCCUCUGACCGCGAGUGAGGUCGCUGCUCGGAGAAGCAUAACGAAGGCCAGGAUAACGGACGACGUCGGCCCGACGGAGACCUCCAUCGCCCCCCGCCAGAGGCCCAAAGCGGCCAACAGCAACGUCCUGCCGCUCGCCAACACAGUCACCCCCGCCAACAUGACCGGGCCCUCGGCCCCCGUCAGCAACGGACAGAGAGCGCCGACCCCCGGCUCCGGGACGCCGUCCGUGCAGCCGCAGCCCGGCAGUCAGCAGCACAGAGUCCUGCAGCAGCUGCAGCCUGGUGACCUGCGUCUCCAGCAGCUACAGCAGCAGCAGCAGCAGCAGCAGCAAGCGGCUGUGCAGCAGCAACAUGCAAACGCACAGCAACUUCAAUACCUCCAGUACCAACAGGCUGUGCAGCAGUCCCUGCAGCUUCAGCAGCAGCAGCAUCAUCAGGCUCUUCAGCAACAGCAUCAUCAGGCUCUUCAGCAGCAGCAUCACCAGGCUCUUCAGCAGCAGCAUCAUCAGGCCCUUCAGCAGCAUCAGGCUCUGCAGCAGCAGCAGCAUCAUCAGGCUCUUCAGCAGCAGCAUCACGAAGCCCUGCAGCAGCAGCAUCAUCAGGCUCAGCAGCAGCAGCUGAUGAUGCAUCCGUUGUACCAGCAGCAGGUCGCCCAAGCUCAGUACGCCGCCAUGGUGAGUUGUGUCAGACAUCGGCCGUCGAUCUGAUUCACUUCUGCUUGCGUUAAAGCACAUUCCAAAGAAUCUUCCAGCUCAAAGGAAUCACGACAGACCUUCAGAGCAGAAGAUUUCAGUCCAAAACCGUAAUAAAUAGUUUGAGCAAAUGACAGCGAAACACAUGGAGGCCCAGCAUGAAGCAACACGCAGCAGAGUGUUUCGUUUAAUGUCAGAACGGCUCCUAAAAACGUCCCUCUCCAUUCCAAACACUGGCAGCCGAGUGGCUCCUCAGUCUGUGCCAAGCAGACGCACCAGAAACUUCCUGCCGACUCUGUCCAAACAUUCAAAAAACUCGUAUUUACGCACAUAGCGACUCAAACACACAAACACGGGUCCUCCAAAGGCGCUCUGCGAAUUUUAGUUUUGCUUCCCAGCAUCUGUUUUUACUUCAGCGGCAAUCUAGAUCG